AUGACCCAGACCGACCCUGGGUGGACUUCGACCAAGAAAUCGACGUCAGUAGGAAAAUUGCGACUUGAGACCGAGUCACUUUCAAGAUGGCAAUCACUGCAAAGGAACGCCUUCCAAGGGUCGCCUAUGACAGAAGAGGCAAGACUGAACGGUGCAAAGCCGGAGAAAAGGGACACUGUUAUGGCCCACGUCUAUGUCGAAAUGCUUGCUCGGAGGUACAGCGGCUACGGUCCCAGCACGUUGUCGCAGGCUCUAACGAGACGCUUCUACUGGUUGAACCCGCAGGAGAUCCAUCAAUACUGUACUGGAAUGAUCUCAUAA
This is a messenger RNA of Letharia lupina, 321 nucleotides long. RefSeq lists its product as uncharacterized. Lineage: Eukaryota; Fungi; Ascomycota; Lecanoromycetes; Lecanorales; Parmeliaceae. The record is from RefSeq and is a predicted model, not a curated record. The transcript is spliced from 2 exons. Bases 1 to 321 code for a protein of 106 amino acids.